This is a messenger RNA of Actinia tenebrosa (Australian red waratah sea anemone), 618 nucleotides long. RefSeq lists its product as uncharacterized. Lineage: Eukaryota; Metazoa; Cnidaria; Anthozoa; Actiniaria; Actiniidae. Gene Ontology annotation, molecular function: nucleic acid binding. The record is from RefSeq and is a predicted model, not a curated record.
AUGCUGAUUCUGUGUGAGUUUGUCUUAAGAAACGGGACUGCCUAUUUCAGAGAGCUAUCUGAUCAUCUUGAAGAAACAACAGGCUCUCGAUAUUCAGCUCAAAGUUUGUGUAGACUGCUAAAGCGAUGUGGUUAUUCGCGCAAGGGGAUACACCGAGUGGCACUUCAAAAGAGAAUCGAACUAACAGAGGAAUAUCGAAGGGAUACGUCGGUAUUCAGACCAGAAGAGCUGAUUUUUGUUGACGAGAAGUUUUGUGAUAGACGAAUAUCUCGCAAUUAUGGAUACAGCCCGKUUGGACAAAGAGCUACARGAAGUUACGCUAAUCCACAUGGUCCAAGACUAACUGUUAUUGCAGCAAUUUCCUAUCAGGGUCUUUUUGGUCUCAAGAUUUCAAAGAAGAGAUUUGAUGCCCGAAAAUUCAGAGCUUUCAUAAGMAAUGACUUGGUGCCAAUACUUCAACCUUAUARUGGGGUGAAUUCAAAUUCAGUUGUYGUCAUGGCACAUCAUGUUCGAGAGAUCAGACAAAUGAUCGAGAACGCUGGUGCACUUCUUUUUUAUCUUCCGUCUUACAGCCCAGAACUCAACCCUAUCGAGGAAGUUUUUGCCAAUGUCAAGUAA